Brachypodium distachyon (stiff brome) is the source of this 1560-nucleotide messenger RNA. Its product is annotated as probable trehalose-phosphate phosphatase 9. The transcript is spliced from 6 exons. Gene Ontology annotation, molecular function: trehalose-phosphatase activity. Gene Ontology annotation, biological process: trehalose biosynthetic process. Bases 130 to 1209 code for a protein of 359 amino acids. The record is from RefSeq and is a predicted model, not a curated record. NCBI's taxonomy places the organism in Eukaryota, Viridiplantae, Streptophyta, Magnoliopsida, Poales, Poaceae.
CUCCCAAACUCCACACAACAAGCAGCACAAAGCAGUCGUCUGUAUUGUUCUUCCCUUCUCCACACAGAGAAGUCGCGAGUUUGGUCGGGCGAUCGGCUGGGAUCUGCAGCAAGCUCAGGUGCACUGGCCAUGACGAAGCACGGCGCCGUGGUUGUGCCGGAGGACGCGGCGGUGGGGCGACAUUUCUCGUUCCCUCCGCCGAGGACCGGUGGCGACUCGUGCAAGAAGCUGGCCGGGCAGGUCGACCUCGGCGCGGCCAUGAUGGGGUCCUGGCUCGACUCCAUGAAGGCGUCGUCGCCGAGGCACAGGCUCGUGGCGCCCAGGGUCGCCGCUACCGGCAGCAGCGACGCGGAUGAGACGGAGGACGACGUCUGGAUGGAGAAGCACCCGUCGGCAUUGGGCAGCUUCGGGGCCGUGGCGGCGGCGGCGAGCGGGAAGCAGGUCGUCAUGUUCCUCGACUACGACGGCACGCUGUCCCCGAUCGUGGAGGACCCCGACCGCGCCGUCAUGACGGAGGAGAUGAGGGACGCGGUUCGCGGCGUGGCGGAGCACUUCCCGACGGCGAUCGUGAGCGGCCGGGGCAGAGACAAGGUGUUCAACUUCGUGAGGCUGGAGGAGCUGUACUACGCCGGGAGCCAUGGGAUGGACAUCAAAGGCCCCACGGCUGACUCCAACCACCACCUCACGCCCAGCAAGGCCAAGUCAGUGCUGUGCCAGCCCGCGAGCGAGUUCCUGCCGAUGAUCGGGGAAGUCCACGACGCGCUGGUGGCCAAGAUGGCGUCCAUCCCGGGCGCCAAGGUGGAGAACAACAAGUUCUGCUUGUCCGUCCACUUCCGCUGCGUCGAAGAAAAGACAUGGGGCGCGCUGGCGGAGCAGGUGCGGGCGGUGCUGCGGGAUUACCCGCGGCUGCUGCUGACGCAGGGGAGGAUGGUGCUGGAGAUCCGGCCCGUGAUCAAGUGGGACAAGGGCAGGGCGCUGGAGUUCCUGCUGGGCGCGCUGGGCUUUGCGGACCGGGACGACGUGUUCCCGAUCUACAUCGGCGACGACCGCACGGACGAGGACGCCUUCAAGGUGCUCCGAGGCAGGGGGCAGGGCGCCGGGAUCCUCGUCUCCAAGUUCCCCAAGGACACCCUCGCCUCCUUCUCCCUCCGGGACCCCGACGAGGUCAAGGGCUUCUUGCGCCAGCUGGUCAGGUCCUCCAACAGCUGAGAUAUUCUGCUGUCUCUGCAUCGAGUUCAGUACCUGCAGCUUGCCUCUUCUUCUAACUCGGCCAUUCUUCCUCCGGAUGGAUUCUCGUGUUCGUUUUCCCCAGCUCCCGAUCCGUGGAGAAAUUGGGAACGCAGCACGAGAGUCCGUGUAUCUUCCUUCGUUAGCGUUACCGUAGCAGAACAACUAGGACCAGUUUUUGUUUGUCCAAUUCCCCGUUCUGUAUCUCGAUUGAUCUCUGGGCCUCCUCCUGAAGGGUUCUAUUAUCGUACCCUUCUCGCGAGGUGCUGUAAUUAGUUAACUAAGACAUUUGUGUCGUGGAAAUGCAAGGAAUAGAAUCCAUUUUCAGCCUCU